AUGAACCAGUUAAAUUGGUUCAUUGACGACGCAUUUCCUUCAUACGAUUUCCGACUUCCCUCUUUCCAGGCAGAGCUCGACUUGCUGUUCAACAGUCAGCCUACGGUUUCCUCUCGAGCGACAUCCGAUCCUUCACAUAUCCUUUGUCAUUCAGAGGUCUCGCUUAGCAGCAGUCUUUGUCAGAGUUGGCCCGACGAACCAUUCCCCGGCCAGUAUCUUAUGCCCGAGAUGGAACACUCCCAGUCGAUGGGACAAGGCACAUCCGGAACGACAGCCGGCGCCGCACGUUCAUGCUCGCCCGCUUCCGAAUCUAGCUUCCUUUCCGAUGUUGCCUCGUUUUCAUCCGAGCUCAGCUUCGCCACCCAGACCCUCGCGACUUCUGGUCCCAGCAGCGCCGGCCCUAGCACUGCCGGUCCCAGUCUAGUGGUCGAGAUGCGGCAGCAGCAGCAACAGACAAUGCCCACGCUCACUGUACCUUCUUCUGUCGGUCCCAUCCGACGCGGCCGUGGGCGACCUCGUAAAGAUGCCCCACCCGUCCACCAGCCACCCCCUCUGUGUACGUACGUCGACCCGCUUACCAGCACACCUUGCAACAAGCUCCUCAAUCGGCACCAUGAUCUUCCACGGCACUUGUUCAAGCACGCUCAGGAGGAGGCCGCGCUCGUAAACAGUGGUCGCCUCCCGCGUGAGCUCGCUACUCUCUUGUCAGACGAUUGGAAAGAGAAGGACGAGCUGAAGCUGCCGUGUCGGUUCUGUAGCCAGGUGUUUUCGCGUGCGGAUGCAGUCAAGAGGCAUGAGAAGAAUGAGCACAAGCAUCGGCCCCGUAAGACUCAUUAG
This is a messenger RNA of Rhizoctonia solani, 837 nucleotides long. RefSeq lists its product as uncharacterized. Lineage: Eukaryota; Fungi; Basidiomycota; Agaricomycetes; Cantharellales; Ceratobasidiaceae. Bases 1 to 837 code for a protein of 278 amino acids. The record is from RefSeq and is a predicted model, not a curated record. The transcript has a single exon.